Molecule: messenger RNA, 669 nt
Organism: Lactuca saligna
Lineage: Eukaryota; Viridiplantae; Streptophyta; Magnoliopsida; Asterales; Asteraceae
Source: the annotation of a GenBank genome assembly
AUGGACAUGGACAUAGCCAUGGACAUGGACAUGAUCAUGAUCAUGAUCAUGGCGAAGAUGAUAAUACAUAUCCAUGGAGUUAGUGUCACAACCCACGAACAUCAUGGUCAUGGUCAUGGUCAUGGUCAUGAUCAUGGUCAUGGUCAUGGUCAUGGUCAUGAACAUGAUCAUGAUGAAGGACAUAAUGAGCCUCUAUUGAAAACCUACUCAUCAAAAGAAACGAAGAAAAGGGGGAAUAUAAAUGUGCAAGGUGCGUAUCUUCAUGUUUUAGGGGAUUUAAUACAGAGUAUCGGGGUAAUGAUAGGGGCAGGGGUAAUAUGGUACAAACCAAGCUUAAAAGUAAUAGAUCCGAUAUGUACUUUGCUGUUUUCGGUGAUUGUUCUGUAUACAACAAUCAAUAUGCUUCGGGACAUAUUGGAGGUGUUAAUGGAGAGCACACCAAGAGAAAUCGAUGCAACAAGUCUUGAAAGAGGGCUUUGUGAAAUAGAAGAAGUGGUUGCGAUUCAUGAGUUGCAUAUUUGGGCAAUUACUGUUGGGAAAGUGUUGUUGGCAUGCCACGUCAGGAUUAGGCCUGAAGCUGAUGCUGAUAUGGUUCUUGAUAAGGUCGUGGAUUAUAUCAAAAGAGAGUAUAACAUCAGCCAUGUCACCAUUCAGAUUGAGAGAGAAUAA